Rhizopus microsporus ATCC 52813 is the source of this 1248-nucleotide messenger RNA. Its product is annotated as mRNA splicing protein MSL5. Gene Ontology annotation, biological process: regulation of mRNA splicing, via spliceosome. Gene Ontology annotation, cellular component: nucleus. The annotation marks the transcript as partial. The transcript has 4 exons. Gene Ontology annotation, molecular function: zinc ion binding; mRNA binding. Lineage: Eukaryota; Fungi; Mucoromycota; Mucoromycetes; Mucorales; Rhizopodaceae. The record is from RefSeq and is a predicted model, not a curated record.
UCUGCUGCGGCUGAUUCAACUCCUAAAAGAAAACGUAGAAGUCGUUGGGGAGAUGAACAAAAAAUCAUCAUCCCAGGAUUACCUACUGCUAUUAAUAAAAUAGACAAGGAACAAUCUGAAAAAUAUCUUUUGCAAAUUCGACUUGAAGAAAUUAACAGAAAAUUACGUACUGGUGACUAUUUACCAAGUGAAACCAGAGGUCGAUCACCAUCACCAGAACCAGUUUAUGAUGCAAAUGGCAAGCGUGUGAACACUAGAGAAGCAAGAUAUAAGAAAAAACUUGAAGACGAGCGUCACAGAUUAAUCGAAAUCGCCUUGAGGACAAUUCCUAAUUUUCGACCUCCAAUUGAUUAUAAGCGUCCUACGAAACUACAAGAGAAAGUCUAUAUUCCUUCUAAAGAGUUUCCUGACAUUAACUUUAUUGGUCAGCUAAUUGGUCCUAGAGGAAAUACAUUAAAGGGUAUGGAAGCAGAGUCUGGCGCAAAAAUCAGUAUUCGUGGUCGUGGUUCAGUAAAGGAAGGCAAAUCAAGAACAGACGCUGCCUCGAAUGCAGCCCAAGAAGAAGAUCUACACUGUCUUGUAACUGCAGAUUCUGAAGACAAGAUUAAAAAGGCUGUUAAGCUUAUUGAAAAAGUCAUUGAAACAUCUGCAUCAGUUCCUGAAGGUCAGAAUGAGUUGAAACGAAACCAACUUCGUGAAUUAGCAGCAUUGAACGGUACAUUACGUGACGACGAAGCCCAGACUUGUCUUAAUUGUGGUGCAUCUGGACACAGACGUUAUGAAUGUCCUGAAAGACAAAACAUUACAUCAACAUUAUCCUGUCACAUUUGUGGAGGCAUGGGACAUAUUUCUCGUGAUUGUACACAGCGUAACAACCCUGAAUUUGCAAAUCAAUCCCAUGAACGAGAUAGCCAGUUAGAUAGUGAAUACAUGAACUUGAUGGCUGAGUUGGGAGAAUCUGUACCUGAUGGUGCUAACAGAUCUGUAAGUAACCAAUAUAUUCUUGCUUUCGUCGUAUUAAUUUUAUCAUUUCCUUGUAAAGCAUGCUGCACCUUGGCAACGCCCUGGUGGAACUGCUCCUCCAUGGCAACAACGUGCUGCUGCUCCCGCUGCUCCUGCUGCUGCUGCUCCUUGGGCAGCUGGUGCUGCCGCUCCCGUUCCCGCUCCACCCGGCGUAGGCGAUGCUGCUGCUGCUGCUGCUCCUUGGGCUGGAUAUCCUGGUUACGGCGCACCGCCCGCCGGAGGUGA